Messenger RNA from Drosophila busckii, 2167 nucleotides. RefSeq names its product mesoderm induction early response protein 1. The transcript has 3 exons. The record is from RefSeq and is a predicted model, not a curated record. Bases 90 to 1727 code for a protein of 545 amino acids. Gene Ontology annotation, cellular component: nucleoplasm. Gene Ontology annotation, biological process: negative regulation of transcription by RNA polymerase II. NCBI's taxonomy places the organism in Eukaryota, Metazoa, Arthropoda, Insecta, Diptera, Drosophilidae. Gene Ontology annotation, molecular function: transcription corepressor activity; histone deacetylase binding.
UGCUCUGCACUGCUCGCACAAAAUCAUUCUGGAUAAUACUCGCAUAUUUGCUGCGUUAUUUUUAUUUGUUGUACUUUUUACUGUUUGCAAUGGCGGGACGUGGACGCGAACUAACAAUAUCGCCAACAAAGCGCGAACGUCGCAAAUCCCCUGCAAUAAGCUAUGGAGCAGACAGUAGCUGCAGCAGCACUACUCAUCAGCCGCCACCAGGGCCAAUGUCACCAACUUCUGUAGCAGACACAACUUUUGAGCCCACCAUUGAUAUGAUGGUAAACGACUUUGAUGAUGAAGCCACUUUGAAUGAAGAAGAGGCACUGGCCGAUAUGGAGGCACAUAACCCAGAUGAUGAAAUCGCCACAUUGCGCGAGGAAAGCGAAAUGCCCAUUGAGGAACUAUUGGCCAAGUAUGCAGAAUUUGCAUCGACAUCCUCUGCUGCGGCUGCUGGCGGCUUUAAGCCUACUGGCGGCAGUAGUAGCUCGAGGCGGCGACGCAAACGGGCACAACCAGGUGUAUCAAAGGAGUUGGAAGACACACCUUGCACCUCGGCUGAGAGCAUGGCAAGAUGUACGGAAGCUGAGGAGCAACAGGAUGACAUAGAUAGCUGCGUGUCCUCGCAGUUGACAGAUGAAUUUAAUGAAGGAUUGCCUGCAGAUUUGAACAGCAAACGUCGAUCGCACCUAAUGGAUUUAUAUCCCGAUGAAUCUUUUAAUCGUUGUCCGGAGCAAUCAACGGAACAAUUGGAGGCGGAAAGUUUUACACCGCUGCAAACGCUCUUGGAGCAAGUUGAAGUCGAGGAGGAGGAUGAAGACAGCGAUUCAGAUUUGGAUGAUACACGCAAAAUAAUAAUGGUGGGCGUUGAAUACCAAGCGGAUAUACCCGAUGGACUUUCGCAAUAUGGCGACAUACUACCCUAUGAGAAUGAAGAUCAGCUUAUUUGGGCACCUAGCCAGGUGUCCGAACGCGAAGUGGAAGAAUAUUUAGCCAAGAUACAAGAGACAAAGGUCUUAGAUGAGGCCAACGCUGAAAGUCAAGAGCGUGCGGAAAUGGAAGAGUUGCCGCCUGUCGUAGAUUCCACAACGAUGCCAGCGGAAUCUGCAACUGUUUUGGUUCCAGUUGUGCCGCCCAACAGCGAUAGGGAUGCCGUUGUCAAGGACAACGAGCAGGCUCUGCACUUGCUCGUGCAGUGUGGCUAUGAUUUCAAGGAAGCUCUGCGACGCAAACGCAUGAAUGUACUUCCCUUGAGUGAUACCAUGAGCAGGUGGUCUGAGGAGGAAUGCCAGAAAUUCGAGGAAGGCAUACAUAAAUUUGGCAAGGACUUUUACCAAAUCAGGCAGCAUCAGGUGCGCACAAGAACUAUGCGCGAACUGGUGCAGUUCUAUUACCUGUGGAAGAAGAGCGAGCGACGGGAUCAAAGCUUUUUGCUCAACGAUACUAUCGAUCACAUGGAUGUGUUUCUUAAUGAAGGCGUCGAGCGUGCUGGCAAUGGUAACGGCAACGGUAAUGGUAAUGGCCAUCCAUUUGGAAGCUGUUCUCCGCACUCGAGCAACAGUAGUAAUGGGAAUAAUAAUGUCGCCGAUACUAUGCUGGACCCUGCCACACGUAAGACCCCCAUAAAGAACUAUUCCAUUAUGACAGGCGUGGGCACAGGCACAAGUCGCAAGCGAAGUGCGUCCUUAGCUCUAGACGAGGAUAACGAACAAACGGAAAAUGUCAUAGAUAGCAUAUAAGUUAGUUAAUGUUUAGUCACAGCAGAAAGCGUGGAUUUAAGAUGGCUGAGCUUUUACACACACUCUCUCUCCCUCUCUUUUACCUAAGCUCAGUUAUCUUUAAUCAAACGCUUUGUGUGUAUGUGUAAAAAGGUUUUAGUUGAGAGCGCAACGGCAGCGCAUUCGAGCCAAAUGCGCAGGCGCUUCGGCUCCAAGGUUGGCUGCUGCUUUUUUCGUUUUUUAAUUUCAUGGCAUUUGUAUUAAAGAAGAAAAUCAACAUUCAUUAAAACAUACAUAACACUCGAUGUGUAGCUUACAAUAUAUCAAUGUAAUAUUAGAAAAUAACAUUUUUCCAAGUCUAAUUGUACUGUUCAAUAUAAAUGUGCAUUGUUUUUAGUAUUAGUGUGCUUAGCAGUGAUGUAAAUGGAUAAUUUUUAAAUGAAUAGGCUAUAUGUAUAUUA